Messenger RNA from Adineta steineri, 1587 nucleotides. NCBI's taxonomy places the organism in Eukaryota, Metazoa, Rotifera, Eurotatoria, Adinetida, Adinetidae. The record is from the annotation of a GenBank genome assembly.
AUGAAAGCAAAUGAUUCGUUUGAUGAUAAUUGGUUAAUUAUUCCAGUAAAUUCCAAUCAAAAAUUAGUUAGAUCAUAUUACUGGCCAGCAUUAUUUUUAUUAUUUUUUUCAAUUAUUGGUAUUAUUGGAAAUUUAUUAGUUUGUCUUGCGAUUGGAACAGAACGACGUUUACAUAAUCCAACGAAUUGGUAUAUUUUUUCAUUAGCACUUGCUGAUAUGUUGAUUUCAGGAAUUGUUAUUCCAUUAGCUACUGUUAAAGAAUUUACAGGUAAAAACAACAAAUCUAUUCUAUUAUUAACUAAUAAAAAAAAAACAAAAUUGAUUGAUUUAGGUUUUUGGAUAUUUGGUCCAAUUUUAUGCGAUUUUUGGUUAUUUUUGGAUGUUUGUUCAUGUACAUCAUCUAUCAUGCAUAUUGUUGUUAUAUCAAUUGAUCGUUAUUUAGCAAUAGAAGAUCCACUAAAUGUUCGUUUACGACAAAAAAAAUAUCAAAUAUGCUUUUGUAUAAUAGUUAUAUGGUUAAUAGCUAUAUUAUUAUCAUCACCAAUGAUUAUACUUGGUGCAAUUAAUCCAUAUAAUAUUAUAAUUAAUGGACAAUGUUUAAUCAAUAAUCAAUUUUUUGUUAUAUAUGGUAGUGUUGUUUCAUUUGUUAUUCCAUUGAUUAUUGUUAUUAUUAUGUAUACUUUAACUGUACGUCGUUUAAAAAAACAAAUAAAACAAUGUCAAACACAUUUUGCUCAAGAACAAAUAACGAAUACAGUUAAUCUUGUUGCUAAACCAUUUUUACGACAAAAAACAGCAGCAACAACAAGUAAUAAUCAAUUAAAUAUUUCAUUUCAAUCAUUAACAAUUCCAUCAAUAGAAUUAAAACGUAGACGUUUUCAACGACAAGAAACAAGUUUUGAUUUAAGUGAAGAUAGUUUCAAUAAUAUAUGUUUAGAUAAAGAUAAAUAUCCAUCAUUAGCAAAUGAUCUUCAAAAUGAUAAAUCAUCUAUUCAUAGUGAUUAUACAUGUCCACGAAAUUCAAAUUGUCUUGAAGAUGAUGAAACAACAAAUCUUCAUUUAACUUCAUCUCAUCAAGCUCGUCCAAUGUCAUUAUCAGUACCAAUGAUUUCUCAUCAUCCAUCAUUAACUUCAAUUAAUCAAGUAAAACGACAUAAAGAUCGUUUAGUUCUUAUUCCAAGUUUAGGAACAACACGUUCAAAAUCUUCAGCUGUACGUAAUGAACAAAAAGCUGUCAAAGUUCUUGGUGUUGUUUUUGUUAUAUUUGUAAUCGCAUGGUUUCCAUUUUGUAUUAUGAAUAUUUUACGUGGUGUUUGUAAACAUUGUUCAAUUAAUGAAAAUUUAUUAAAUAGUUUUGUUUGGCUUGGUUAUGUGUCAGCAUCAAUUAAUCCAGUUGUUUAUACAAUGUUCAAUCGAAAUUUUCGUUUAAAAUUUAUUGCAUUACUUAAAUGUCAUUGUUUAUAUUCACGUGAUCAACAAAAACGAUUAUUAUAUUAUCAAAGUCAUUCAUCAUUACAUGGUUCAAGAAUUUUACGUAAAAAUGGUUUAGUACAAAAUGAUAUUCGACGUUUUAAUGCACAUAGAUAA